This is a messenger RNA of Nymphaea colorata (pocket water lily), 1124 nucleotides long. Its product is annotated as peroxidase 24-like. Gene Ontology annotation, cellular component: plasmodesma; plant-type cell wall. The record is from RefSeq and is a predicted model, not a curated record. The transcript has 4 exons. Bases 42 to 1028 code for a protein of 328 amino acids. Gene Ontology annotation, biological process: response to oxidative stress; hydrogen peroxide catabolic process. NCBI's taxonomy places the organism in Eukaryota, Viridiplantae, Streptophyta, Magnoliopsida, Nymphaeales, Nymphaeaceae. Gene Ontology annotation, molecular function: heme binding; peroxidase activity.
UUGAACACUAGUUCAUUUUCCUUUUGUUGGCAGCAGAAAAGAUGAAAGCUUGCCUGCUCUUAGCAUUCUUGUUUCUCUAUUCUUGCUUUCAAGCACCAGCGGCCUCCCAUGAGGCCGCAGGGCUGAGCCAUAACUUCUAUGGGAAGAGCUGCCCGUGCGCCGAGGACACUGUUAGGAGCAUAACUUGGGCUCAUGUCUCCAAGAAUUCAGCCUUGCCUGCUAAAUUCUUGAGAAUGCAGUUCCAUGACUGCUUUGUCAGGGGAUGUGAUGCAUCUAUACUCUUAAACUCUACUGCAAACAGCAAGGCUGAAAAGGAUGCAGCUCCAAACCUGUCCUUAUCUGGCUUUGAUGUUAUAGACGAGGUGAAAUCUAAGCUAGAAGAGACAUGCCCAGGCGUUGUUUCAUGUGCAGAUAUUAUUGCCUUAGCCGCAAGGGAUGCCGUUUCCUUCCAAUACAAGAAGCCAAUGUGGGACGUGCUAACAGGGCGAAGAGAUGGAAGAGUUUCACUUUUAUCCGAGGCAAAUGCAAACAUUCCCUCGCCCUUGUCAAAUUUCUCCACCCUGCUGCAAAACUUUUCUAGCAAAGGUUUAGGCCUUGAAGAUCUAGUGGUUCUAUCUGGAGCACACACCAUAGGGGUGGGCCACUGCAACCUGUUCAGCAAGAGGCUGUACAACUUCACAGGGAAGGGAGACGCGGACCCGUCGCUGGACCCGACCUACGCCGCCUUCCUGCGGAAGCAGUGCAAGGGCCCCUCCGACAACGCCACCGUCGUCGCCAUGGACCCUCUCACGCCUCUCUUCUUCGACAACCGCUACUUCGCCUCCGUCCAGCAGCACCGGGGACUCUUCCAGUCCGACGCCGCGCUGCUCACCGACGCCGAGUCCCAGAGGGUCGUGAAGGAGAUGCUGAAGGGACCCCACAAAUUCUUCGCCCACUUCGCCCACUCCAUCAAGAAGAUGGGCAGCGUCGGCGUGCUCACCGGGAACGCCGGCGAGAUCAGGAAGAAGUGCUACGUUGUCAACUCUUGAAAAUCUCGGGAGUUUUAUUCCUUCGAACGGGUUGAUUUAGCUUUUCGAGAGAGAUGUUUCUACCCAAAUGCGGAGAAAGAAUGCAAUCAACGUUAU